Folsomia candida is the source of this 2727-nucleotide messenger RNA. RefSeq lists its product as uncharacterized. Bases 354 to 2483 code for a protein of 709 amino acids. Gene Ontology annotation, biological process: proteolysis. The record is from RefSeq and is a predicted model, not a curated record. The transcript has 11 exons. NCBI's taxonomy places the organism in Eukaryota, Metazoa, Arthropoda, Collembola, Entomobryomorpha, Isotomidae. Gene Ontology annotation, molecular function: serine-type endopeptidase activity.
UUCCACUGACAUCAUGAAACUAUGUAUAAACCAUAUUGGCAUUGCAAAAUUACGUGGUUACAUUUCUAUCGACGCAAACUCCAGUGGUUCCCACACGACCGAUUUACGCACAAUACAUAUUCAUAAAAUACUCGACAACAGUACAAUAAUUGUUGCAACAUAAAUGAACCGACAGUUGUCGCAAUUUACGUAGCAGACAAAAUAUAUGUAAAUGUAUUGCAUUUCGUGUGCUCUAAAUGUCACGGAUAAAUUGGAGCAGUUCCGCCAAAAAACAAUUUCACACAAUCAACAGCAAAGUAAAUAUUAUUUGAACUCAUAUAUGUGUGGAGUAAGAUAGUAACAGUGAUUUAGUGAUGUGUCAAUUUCGGAGUGCCAGCGUGAUCGCAUUAUAUUUAUUAUUAUAUUUGUUGUAUUUAUCAAGUUCAGUUUUCGGGGGUCGUGAAUGUCCUCCACUUCCGAAUAAAAGUACAAAGAACGUCGUGAUAAAAUGCCACAGCGAGAGUGGAGGGGCAUCAUUCGAUUGUGGCGAAAGUCGUCCCUUGGGUCACGGGACAGUGGUGGCCUUUGAUUGUGCCCCAUUUUUUAAAUCCAAUCAGGAUUUAUCAUUCAGCUCCAAAAGAGAAAUAAGCUGCAUCAAUGGAAAAUGGUUGGGAUUUCAGUAUUUCCAGAGUUUUGCAUGUCUUCCAGAAUGCGGAAAAAUAUCCAAAUCCAAUUUGGCCAGCAGACCUGCCCAGUCAUCCUCACAAUUAAGACUCCCUUGGGAAGUAUCCAUACAAAGUGGUCCUUGGAAUUGUCAGGGGACAUUAAUCCCUUCUCUGAGAGGAAACGUAUCUGCAAUUCUUACCUCAAGAGAAUGCAUUUCUACCAACUUUCCAAACCGUGUCAGAGUUACCAUUGAUGAUCAGGAGUAUGCUGUGAAAGCGAUAAAAACACCGGAUAGUGAAGCUACCAAUUUGGCCAUUCUCCUACUCCAACGACCCAUUCAACUAGGCUCAACUGCACUUCCGGAGUGCCUUCCUUCCGAGGACGAGUACGGUGGGGUCACUUUGGUCAGUGGGACAAUGGGGCUUUCUGGGAAUUUAAGAAUGACUGUGCUCGGUGGGAGUGUUGAAGAAUGCUUCUCAGAAAUUUCUCGUACUGCAGAUCGAUCUCAAUUUUGCGCUGAGGUGGGGGCCAAAGUUCAUCAAACUCCAAAGUUUUGUUCAACAUCUGGCCGAGGAUUUUAUGCAAUUGAAAAUCAGUUGAACCCAAUUUAUUCAAUAGUUGGCAUUCAAAAUGGAGUAUUAAAACGUCCUGAUUGCAACUCUAAAAUGGGUUUUACCAAAAUUGAGCAUCAUAUGGACUGGGUGACGGAGAUUUUGGAAUUGGAAGCGGAAAUGGAAGUGGAAAAAGUUUCCUCCGUAACUGAGGAGGAAAUUGGAUUUUUCAUGAACAAGAAGGGCUGUCCCCCAAUAAAAAUAAGCGAUCAAGGGUUUGAAAUUCAAUGCGACAGCAUGGUGGACUGUUUGAAGGAUUAUUCGCCAGCAAACACGGUUGCAAGAUAUUCAUGCAAACCACAUUUUCAAACAUUUACGGGUGGAAGUUCUGAAGCCAAAAUUCAAUGUCGGUCUGGUGGAUCAUGGACACCUCUCCCUCCCGGAUUCGGCUGUCGACUGGAUUGUGGGAAUGGUUCUGAAGGUUCUGACAAGGCAGGCUUCAUAACUGAAGGAUUUACAAGUGCGCGAGGACGAUGGCCAUGGGCGGGUGCAAUUUAUGUAGAAACGCCACCACAUUCUGGACAGUUUGAGUUCGUUUGUGGUGCAACACUAAUUUCGCAAACUGCAAUAGCCACAGCCGGACAUUGUCUCGCCAUUCCCGGAACGUCUAGAACAAGACAAAAGUCACAAAUCCAGCUACAUUUUGGAAAGUUUCUUAGAAGUUUCGAUAAAAUUGAGGCUGAAACUCAAGUUAGGGAAGUCCGCAGUAUUCACCUCUAUCCACACUUUAACCCCCUUACCCUUGACAGUGACAUCGCCAUUGCAAUAUUAAACAAGCCAAUUAAAAUUACAAAUUCUGUUCAUCCCGUCUGUCUCCCAAUUUAUGGAGUCGAAAUCGAACGCAAUUUUGGAUCGUUGAUCGGGUGGGGAAGACUUUUGGAUGGCAGUUUUCCAGAAGAGAUGCAAGAAGCAAGGUUGCCUUUCGUACCAUAUAAAACUUGUCAGCAUUCACAUCCCACUUUUGGACAAUUGGUUCGACCCUCCACGAACUACUGUGCCGGAUACAGAAAUUCGACUGGUGCUUGCGACGGGGACUCAGGCUCUGGGAUAUUUUAUAGGGACUCGACGAGAGUGAAUAAGUGGGUACUGGGUGGCCUCGUUAGUGGAGGGGUGGCCAAUUGGAAGGGUGGCUGCAGUCCUGGACAUUAUUCUGUUUUCACAAAAGUCUCAAAUUUCAAAGAUUGGAUUUUAGACACGUUGUCCGACACAAAUUCCAAUGAACAUUGAGCACCGACCGAUAUUGUGAACAACUAAUCAAAUUAAGUUGUAAAUUGCUACAUUUUUAUUUUCAAGUAUGAAACCACAGAAAUGUAAAUAUGUGUGUAUUUUAUUCUACUUUGUCUUCUGUUUGCUCAAUGUCUUACUCAAUUAACUAGAUGCUUAAAAAUAAUGUAGAACAAAAUUGUAAGUUUACAUACUUUAAUAUAUUUUUAAUUAAUUCUUAAUUAAAAUUAAUUAUUUUCCUGAAUGA